Blepharisma stoltei is the source of this 2810-nucleotide messenger RNA. Lineage: Eukaryota; Ciliophora; Heterotrichea; Heterotrichida; Blepharismidae. The record is from the annotation of a GenBank genome assembly.
AUGGAGCAUAAAGAUAAUUAUGUUUGCUCAGCUUUUGGGUAUGGAAAAUAUGGGCAGCUCGGAGCGAUUUCUAUUACUCCAAGCCAAGUUCCCAAUAUAAUCAACGUUGACGAGCCUAUUUUUUCAGCUUCAGCUGGAGAAGGCCAUACUGCUGUGCUUACAGAAAACUUUCAUUUGUUUACUUUUGGAAGGAAUGCGUUUGGACAGCUUGGUCUUGGGCAUAAUUUGCCUAUUUAUGUGCCUACUUUGUUACAAUCGUUGAGUUCUAAACAAAUUGAGGCUGUUUUUUGUGGGGCUGAACAUACUUUGGCGAUAACUGCAGAUGGCGAAGUUUAUACAUGAGGGUUGAAUAUAAAAGGACAAUUAGGGCUGGGGGACAAUUUGAAUAGAAAUUCUCCGACACUGGUAGAAAAUGUUUCUAGCAGGCUGGUACCGAAUCAGAGCUGUAGCUUGGAGAGAGGGGAAAGGGCGAUUUCUGCAGCUUGUGGAGCAUUGCAUACACUGAUUUUGACUGAUAGGAAUAAAGUAUUGUCGUGUGGGCAUGGGAAUAAUUUUGCAUUGGGACAUAGCACACAAGAAGAUGUAAACCGAUUCAGACAAAUCAGACAUUUAGAAGGGAUGGGAAAGGUUGACAAGCUAGAAGCAGGAUUAACCAGUUCUGCAGCAAUUAUCCAAGGAAAUUUAUAUCUCUGAGGAAAAAUAAGUGUCCAAACAUACCAAGUUCCUUCACAAAUAUGCUUUGAAGUAACCUCACCCUCAAUAAGCAGGGCCAAGUCAAAUUCCCCCAGAAGUGGGAAUGUUGAAGACGUAGCCCUCGGAGAUAAUUUUGUAUUUUGCAUUGUCAAAGGAAACCUAUGAGGCUGAGGAGAAGGCGCUGGGCUCAGAAAACAAGAGCCUACCCGCUUACUCCUCCUUAUGAGCAAACAAUAAAAUUUUGAUUAAUCGGUGGGGGACUAAUUUUUUUUAAAUUUUAAAUGGGAGUGUUUAAAUUUUUACAGAAUUAGAUAGAGAUUUCAUUAUAAUAUUUUUUAUAAAAAAUGUUUUCUAUUAAAAAAUUAUUUUUAAUGACAGGUGAGUUUUUUAUCUAAAAAUAGAGAUUUUUCCCAAUGAUUUAUUCGCUAACGAAGGGGGAAUUAGAAAUAAACAAAGCUAUCAAAUAUGUAAGCUGCGGCUUGAAGCAUGCAGUUGGCAUCACAAACGACUACAACAUUUUUGUAUGAGGAAACGGAGAUUUCGCCCAAUGUGGAGAAGUUGGCAGCGCAAACACACCAGCUUAUUUGUCAAGUUAUACAAGUGCGCUGGCAUCUAAAAUCGCUUGCGGGAGCUACCAUACUGUAGUUUUAUCUGAAAGGCCGCCAUCUAUAGUAAAUCAGCACCAAUCAAGGUCAAAUCUUGAAGCUGAGUGCUCACAGCAUCUUGCAGAAAUUCAGAGGCUGAAAAAAGAGCUUGAAGAGUAUAAGAAGUCGUCAGAUAGUGAAGUAAUAAGGAGGACUCCGCAGAAAAAUGCGUAUUUAGAAAAAGAUUUGGUGAAAAUUGCAUCAAAUAAUAAACAUGUGACUCCUUAUUUUGAAGUAAGCUAUGAGGAAUUACAGAUUGAUCCUGAGCCAAUAGGAAGAGGAGGAUAUGGGACUGUUUAUAAAGGGAAAUGGAGAGGAAGCACAGUGGCGAUUAAAAAGAUGAAAAUGGAGGCGGGGCAUGAUCGAUAUGUCUCUUACAAUGAAUAAUAAUUUUUAUAUAGACUUGUUGGCAGAUAGUUAAAGUUAAAUACUUAAAAUGAUUAUACUGGCCAUAGGUGAAUCUAGCUACUCGCACUUUUUGGAUUUCGGACCUGAACCACCUGUCCCCUUUUGAGCAGAUCCAUCGGCUGUGAGACGCCCCAAUGCUCCAUAUGAGAGAAGACCAUGUGGUAGGUAAAACCUGUCUAGCCAAUCUUGCAAUGACAGAAAAACCUUCGGUAGAAACAAAGCUUACCUUUCGGAAAGGCAUCCACAACCCUGAAGGUCUACUUCUAAAGGUACAGAGGCCCUAUUUUCAGCUUUAUCAGGAUAGGUCCUAGCUGCUCCAUAGGGAGCGAGCCUCGGAUUCCACUUUCACCGUUUAUUUCUUAUUAGCAGAUAGGCUAUUUAUAUAAAAUAGGAUACAAAGAAUUCAUUCAAGAAUGCCAAACAAUGGUCUCAGUGAGACAUCCAAAUAUUGUUCUUUUUAUGGGAGCCUGCACAAUAUCUCCUAAUUUAUGCAUUAUAUUAGAAUAUUGCGGAUAUGGCUCAUUAUGAGACGUCUUAAGAAACCACAGCGAGCCUUUGCCAUGAUAUCUGCGUUGCAAAAUUGCUUUGGACACAGCCAAAGGUGUAAACUACCUUCACAAAUUUCCUACCCCUAUUUUACAUCGGGAUUUAAAAUCUUUGAAUAUCCUAUUAGAUGACGCACAAAACGCAAAAAUCGCUGAUUUUGGCUGGACAAGAUUUAAAGCUGAUGCCAUGACAAAUAGAAUUGGGACAUAUCAAUGAAUGGCUCCCGAGGUUAUUUUAGGGCAAGAAUACUCAGAAAAAGCUGAUGUUUAUAGCUUUGGGAUUAUUCUAUGAGAAUUAGCUACAAGAAAACCACCAUUUAGAGAACUUAAUGGAAUCCAGGUUUCCCAAGAAGUCGUAAGAAAUGAUCUAAGGCCACCUGUCCCUAAAAGAUGUCCUGAAGCGUUUGUGUCGCUGAUGACUAGAUGCUGGGAAAAGCAGCCAAAUCUGAGGCCAAGUUUCGAUGUAAUUAUAGAAGAGUUGGAAGCAUUUUUGAAGUUUUUGGAAAGGUCAUCAGUCUAA